CGUGUGUGUGUUUGUGUAUGUAUUUAAUCAUGAGUGUCGGUGGGUGUUCCUGACUUGAUAAGAUAAGAAAUAUAUAUGAACAAAAAGUUAUGAUAAGUGAGUAAUUCCAAAAUCAUCUGUUUCAUAUUUCUUGGGCCUGUUUCGUCAUCAAAGGAGUUUUUUUUAGUUUGGACAGAGAGAGAGAGAGAGACAAAAAAAAAAAGACGGAAAGAGCAGGUAGAAAGAAGGAAGUCAAAAAGUUUUAUCGAACCUCACCAGUUUAACUAGAUAUAUUCAAUUAUUCAAGGUGCACAGGAUGAGAAAACAUAUUACAACUUUGAUUUUUCUCUCCAAUAUAAUUAUUUGUGCUUCAAAAACAUGGACUUACGAGGACAAUCUUGGUGAUACUGAAUACUGCUGUAUUUGUGAUAAAGAUUUUAUUAAAGAAGAAACAAUACAAGAAUGUUAUAUAAAAAAUAAGAAUGAUCCUCGUCAACCAUUUUGCAAUUGCAAUAAAGGCAGGCUUCCAAAGUGUUCAAAAUCUGCCACUAUUUGCAACAGACAAAUAACAUGUCCCGCAAACCUUGCCUAUCAAAAUUGUGCUGUGCCUUUUGUGGGUGGUGCCAAAUUGGUAUGCAAUGACAGCCUACUGUGGGAACCACUUUUUACAUGUCCAGAGUGUCCAGAAAAUACAACUGUUUGCAACAGACAAAUAACUUGUCCUGAAAGACUUUAUUAUCAGGAAUGUAAGGUGCCAUUUGUGAACAAUGCCACAUUGAAUUGCAGUAACAGCCUGAAAUGGGAAUCAAACUUUACGUGCCCAGAAUGUCCAGAAAAUACAAUUAUUUGCAACAGACCAGUAACAUGUCCUGAAAGGCAUUAUUAUAAAGAAUGUAAGGUGCCUUUUGUGGACAAUGGCAAAUUGGUGUGCGGUGAGAAUCUGGAAUGGAAACCACUCUUUACAUGUCCAGAUCCUGAAAGUCCAAUUCUUGCAAUUAUUUUGGGUAUCCUCUUUGGUGUUGCUCUUCUUAUUAUUAUUAUUGCAGGUGCUGUAUGCUGUCUUAGGAGACGAAGAAGCUCAGGUAUUACAAUUCAAAGAGAUAGCGAAGAAUACAGGCCACAAGACACUGGAAUAAUUACACCUGAUGCAGGUCAAGAUCCAGAAAAUGGAAUACCACUUAGGCCACUACCAAAUGGAAAUGCAGGAGGUGAUGCUGAAAAUAAUGAAGGAAAUGAUAUACCAGGUCAAGAUCCAGAAGAUGGGGGACAAGACAUUCCACUACUAAAUGGAAAUGCAGGAGACAAUGCUGGAGGUAAUGAGGGAGAUGAUAUACCAGUACCAAAUGGAAGUGAAGAAAGGGGAUCAGGUUCUGUGCAUAAUUCUAGUUGUGGAGAAGAUGAAGGAGACUUCCAACCAUUGAUUAGUAUGACUAGUGGUAUUGAAGAAACAGGAUCAAAUUCUGGAAAUGAAGACAUUACAAACGUCAUUCGACCAUUAAAUGUCCAUGCUGUUGAAAACGAUCCUCCAAAUGAUGCUGUUGAAAACGAUCCUCCAAAUGAUCGAAGCAUUUUGUAUGCAGAUGAACACGAACAUUUACCUCUUUCAUCACUAUCUGCAGAUUCCUAUCAAGACUUAAACAAUAUGGAAAUGAAUAUUUAAGCCACUGCACAGUCCAUUUCUCAUUUUAACUCAAGCGAAAACCUUAAGUGCCUGCUCUACAUGCUGAUCUCCAAUGGACACUGAAAAACUGACUGUGAUAAUCUUUCUA
Messenger RNA from Octopus sinensis (East Asian common octopus), 1748 nucleotides. RefSeq lists its product as uncharacterized. The record is from RefSeq and is a predicted model, not a curated record. Bases 296 to 1639 code for a protein of 447 amino acids. The transcript is spliced from 20 exons. NCBI's taxonomy places the organism in Eukaryota, Metazoa, Mollusca, Cephalopoda, Octopoda, Octopodidae.